CCUGGGGCCAGCUCUCUCCAGCAGGCGCCGCCCCCAAGCAAGGCCCUCUCCGGGCAGUUCAUCCCUGCUUGCUCCUGUGGGUGUGGUUUCUGACAGAUGGCCUGGAGCUGCUUUGUCCCAGUCACCAGGAACCAGUCAUUUCUUCCCUGGCUCUGAGCUGAGAAGGUUCUUGGCAGGCUGUCCCACCAGCUUCUCGACAUGGUUCUCAAGGAGGGACUCAGGGUCUGGAAGAGAAUCUUCUUGCGGCUGAUCCUACUUGCAGUUGGCCUCUUAGGGCUGCUCCUGUACGGGCUCCCUCUAGUCAGGCAUCUGGAAGUCCUCAUCCCCAUGGGUGUCUGCCCUUUGGCCAGAAGGCCCCUGAGAGACAACUUCACGGGUCUCCUGCAUCCCUGGGCCCGGCCUGAAGUCCUGACCUGUACCUCCUGGGGGGCCCCCAUCAUUUGGGAUGGCACCUUCGACCCAGAUGUCGCCCAGCAAAAGGCUGCACAGCAGAACCUCACCAUUGGGCUGACUGUCUUUGCUGUAGGCAGGUACCUGGAGAAGUACCUGGAGCGCUUCCUGGAGACGGCCGAGCGGCACUUCAUGGUGGGCCAGCGCGUGGUGUACUACGUGUUCACCGAGCGCCCGGCCGCCGUGCCCCGCGUGCCGCUGGGCCCGGGGCGGCGGCUGCGCGUGGAGCGCGUGGCGCGCGAGCCGCGCUGGCAGGACGUGUCGAUGGGGCGCAUGCGCACGCUGCACGAGGCGCUGGGCGGGCGGCUGGGCCGCGAGGCGCGCUUCGUCUUCUGCAUGGACGUGGACCAGCACUUCAGCGGCGCCUUCGGGCCCGAGGCGCUGGCCGAGUCGGUGGCGCAGCUGCACGCCUGGCACUACCACUGGCCGCGGUGGCUGCUGCCCUUCGAGCGCGACGCGCGCUCGGCCGCCGCGCUGGCCCCCGGCGAGGGCGACUUCUACUACCACGCGGCGCUGUUCGGGGGCAGCGUGGCGGCGCUGCGCGCGCUGACGGCGCACUGCGCGCAGGGCCUGCGGCAGGACCGCGCGCGCGGCCUGGAGGCGCGCUGGCACGACGAGAGCCACCUCAACAAGUUCUUCUGGCUGCACAAGCCCGCCAAGGUGCUGUCGCCCGAGUUCUGCUGGAGUCCCGACAUCGGCCGGCGGGCCGAGAUCCGCCGCCCGCGCCUGCUCUGGGCGCCCAAGGAGUACGCGCUGGUGCGCGCCUAGCCAGGGCCCGGCCUCGCCUGCCCGCCUGCCAGGGCACCACCCCGCGAGGGUACGGAGUGCGCGGGAGAGGAAAGAGUGGGUCCUUCGUGGAAGCGCCGUGGCACUUCGGAGAGCAGGGAGCGAUUGGAUGAAAACAGCCCUCACCUCCCUCCUGCAUGGGCCCAGCCGUGGCAGUCGGAGGAGGUCCGGGCUUGGGCAACUUCUCACUGGAAGAGAAAGAUCCCCUUUCUCUUGCUCACAACAGCGACUGAGGCACCGCUGCCUAUAGACCUUUCACCUCUGACCUUACUGAAUUCAGCAAGUGCCUCCUGAAGAGGUGUUUUAGCCCCCCAUAUUCCCUCCCCCCCACUUUUUUGGUGAGACUAAAGCACAAAAAGGGAACAAAACUGCCUAAGGACACAGGAUCUACAGGCAGUCUUGGAGGUGCGCAGCUGGAGAGCCAGAACUGGCCCCCAGGCCAAAGAGAGCUACCUCUGGGCAUGAGUCACAGGGAGGAACCCAAGUGGAAUCCGGUUCCUUGGCUUUGCCCUUUCACCUCCGCCCCCAAACAUAAUUUGUACCUAAUUAAGUAAUAUUAUAAUAAAUUAUUCCAAAAGUGUCCUAUGAUCCUUUCUCCUGGAGAGUCCAAGUCCACAAAGAACACAUUUCUUUGUUGUGGGGCCCAUGUGGCUGUUUGGCCACUGUAUCUGGGAGCUAAAUUUCUUUAUCCGCAGCUGCUGUCUAGGCUCUUCAUCCUCAGUGGGAGAAACACAGGCUCCGAAUAGCGUAAAGUCAUCAGGUCCUCCAGGAAAGGUGGUCACAGAGCCAAAGAGACAGGGAAGGUAACCGCUGGAAGCCCCUGAGAUGCUGUCUGACAGGUGGGAAAACAGGCCCUGAGAGGGUAGAAUGUCACUCCAGGUCUCCUGAAUCCUUUAUGUCGUGUUCUCAUAGACCUUGCAUUUUUAACAGCCUCCACUGUUCCCAGGUAGGACAGCAAUUCCAGCUAUAAACCAACCCUGAUGGUUUUAAGGAUCUCGUAAUUUUUACAAGCAGUUUCCAGUUAUUAAUGAUGUUGUCACAGACUAGUGCCCCGAGGAACUCAAGGGUGGGUUUGGAAGCAUUUAACUGGUUUUCCAAGUUGUUUUUUUAUGUUAGGGAGAGACAACCAACAAUGACCCUGAAACUAACCAAGCCUCCCUACAAGAGCCACGACCAUGACCUUGCCUUAUUUUUAAUAGGAAGAUCUCUGCAAGAGGAGAUUAAGCCUCAUUACCAUAAUCUGCAGUGUCCCCGCCUCUCUCUUUUGAAUAUUCAUUCCCCAUCCGAAAUAAAAGUUCCUGCUUCCCUUUGUUCGGGAACACCAUGACUUUGGAAAUGAUUCCUCAUGGCCUCCUAUUUGCUGCAAAUACACUUUACUUUGUGAGACAACUUCCACUGGUGUAGAAUCUUAUUUAACUCACCAGGAGGGCC
Diceros bicornis minor is the source of this 2667-nucleotide messenger RNA. It is a transcript of the gene A3GALT2, whose product is annotated as alpha 1,3-galactosyltransferase 2. Bases 199 to 1218 code for a protein of 339 amino acids. Gene Ontology annotation, molecular function: hexosyltransferase activity. Gene Ontology annotation, biological process: carbohydrate metabolic process. The record is from RefSeq and is a predicted model, not a curated record. Lineage: Eukaryota; Metazoa; Chordata; Mammalia; Perissodactyla; Rhinocerotidae. The transcript is spliced from 5 exons. Gene Ontology annotation, cellular component: vesicle; membrane; Golgi apparatus.